Messenger RNA from Macrosteles quadrilineatus (aster leafhopper), 1993 nucleotides. Its product is annotated as glucose dehydrogenase [FAD, quinone]-like. The transcript has 2 exons. Lineage: Eukaryota; Metazoa; Arthropoda; Insecta; Hemiptera; Cicadellidae. The record is from RefSeq and is a predicted model, not a curated record. Gene Ontology annotation, molecular function: flavin adenine dinucleotide binding; ecdysone oxidase activity. Bases 65 to 1993 code for a protein of 642 amino acids.
UUGAUUUUAAAUCACUAAAGUUAUUUUUUGUCUGUUUUGUAGUAAACUGGUGAUACUUAUUGCAAUGAAGAGAUAUUUUAUUAUUUUCUCCGCUCUUUUACACAUUUUUUGUGGGGCAGUAAGAUUGGACACUCCAUCCAUUCUACCAGAGACAUGUUCAACAGUCCAAAAUCCAGAAGACCUGGCCAGCUACGUAAUACAGGACAUACACUCAUCGGUCAAAGAAGCAGAACGUUCAUUGGCAAACCCAUCAGAUUAUCCAGACCACUAUAGACCUCAGGAUGGGGAAGAGUUUGAUUUCAUCAUCGUAGGAUCAGGAUCUGCAGGAUCUGUGAUUGCAAACAGGUUAUCCGAGGUACCUUCCUGGAGAAUCCUGCUGCUGGAAGCUGGAGGAAAUCCAGAAAAAUCUACAGAAAUCCCAGGAUUGUAUGGUGCGCUGCAAAAGACUUCAUAUGAUUGGCAAUAUCAGACUGAGCCGGAGGAAAACAAUUGUUUGGCAAUGGUGAAUAACAGCUGCAACUGGCCCAGAGGAAAGGUUCUUGGAGGCUCUAGCACAAUCAAUGGCAUGAUCUAUGUCAGAGGAAACAAAGAAGAUUACAAUGGAUGGGCUAGGGCUGGGAAUGAAGGAUGGGACUAUGAGAGCGUGCUUAAAUACUUCAAAAAGUCAGAAAAUAUAGAAGCCGAAGAAGUUUUGAGACACGAUAAUUAUAAAUAUUAUCAUGAUGAAGGUGGUUAUUUGACUAUUGGGUCUUUUAAAAAUGACAGUAUAGAAGAUUUACUUAAGGUAUACGGUGCAGGAAUGGAAGAACUUGGGUACAAACUAAACUACGACUGUAAUGGUGAAUCUCAAAGAGGAUUUGUCAAGUUGCAGGGAACAAUUAUUGGAGGUAAAAGAUGUAGCACGGCCAAGGCAUUCCUAAAAGGAUUUAACAACCGUAAACACCUCAAAGUCUCACGCAAUUCAUUAGCUACAAAAAUUUUGUUCGACUAUCAAUCCAAGACAGCACAGGGAGUUAAGUUUUUAAAUAAUAAUAAUAAAGAGAUAACUGUUAAAGCAAAGAAAGAAGUGAUUAUUUCUGCAGGAGCUAUAAAUUCUCCACAGCUUCUCAUGCUCUCAGGAAUUGGGCCAAAACAACAUCUGGAGGAGUUAGGAAUUGAUGUAAUUGAAGAUUUGCCAGUCGGGCAGAACCUACAAGAUCACAUGUUGAUGGCUGGACUGCUCUUUUCAUACAAUUUUUCAAGACCACGCCAGAGAUUGACUGACCAUAUGUACGAAUAUUUAAUGUCACCUUCUAGCAGUCAACUCUCAAGUAUAGGUAUGUUGAGCUAUUCUGGGUUCAUAAAUACUGUUGAUACUGACUCUAACAUCCCUGAUAUUCAAACCUACCACUACGAUAUUGAUGUAAACAACACCUCAUCACUCACAAAUGCCUUGGCAAUGUUUGGUAUACGGGAUGAUAUCAUUAAAUUAUUCCUGGAUAUAAAUUCAAAAAGAUUUGUAACACCAGUAAUGCCGACAUUAUUGAAGCCUCAUAGCAGAGGUCGGAUACUGUUGAGAUCUAAAAAUCCAGAAGAUAAAGUUAAAAUUGUUACAAAUUUUUUGACCGAUGCACGUGAUAUAGAAACACUUUUACGUGCCACUGAAUUUCUAUCAAAUCUAGCGUCAACCAAAGCUAUGAAAUCGUUGGACACCAAGUUUCAUGAAAUCGUUGCUCCUGCUUGCUCCAAGUAUGUGGUGUCUUCAAGAGACUUCAGGAUUUGUUCUCUUAAACACUUUGUGACGACAUGCUACCACCCAACCUCCACCUGCAAGAUGGGACCUGCUGAUGAUCCUACGUCCGUGGUCAACCCUCAAUUGCAGGUGAAGGGGGUGAGACACCUCAGAGUUGCUGAUGCUUCUAUAAUGCCAGACAUUGUGAGAGGCAACACCAACGCUCCUUCCAUCAUGAUUGGAGAGAAGGCUGCCGAUCUUGUUAAACAACACUGGUUGUAA